Molecule: messenger RNA, 1467 nt
Organism: Plenodomus lingam JN3
Lineage: Eukaryota; Fungi; Ascomycota; Dothideomycetes; Pleosporales; Leptosphaeriaceae
Source: RefSeq, a predicted model, not a curated record
AUGAACCUGCAGGCGGAGAAAUCCCUCUCGUCCGUCCUACCUGUUGUUUUCCCAGAAGCCCAGCUGGGCAGCCCCUGGAAGCCUGGAGCCAACUGGCGGGUCGUUUUGGUCACCCUCCCAGCUUGCACUCAACCCAAUUUCUUCUCCACUGAAUCAGACCGCGCCCUCUCGGAUUAUGUCAACACUCGCGAAGACACUCUGAGAAUUCGACGGACGUUAUCAAAAUACCUGACGUCCAGCCUGAGACCAGUAAACUCUGCGACCCAGAAUCAACACCUCAAUCAUGAGAUCCCAUUCAAUCUCUCAGUCUCAAGCACCACUCCUCCAGGCCUGAAAGGUCGUCGUUUUGAGUAUCUCCAAGCUCUGCGCGCAAACAACCAGGCACGUACUCGGCAUCGAGAAUUACAGACUUCACUCCAGGAUCUUCAAAAUCAACAGAAUGACAAUAGUUCUAUCCAAAUAAAAUCCCCUCACGACAAUGAAGCCAUCCAAAGCUAUGUGUCGCUUCUCCGGCAACGCAAACGCUUUGCAGAACUUCAGAUCAUACAGGACAGCUUAGAGAAGCUUUUAAUCGCGAAACCGCCGAGCACCUUGUCAGAUCCGAGGGCUACCAUUAAAGACGCAAUUGGCGAGCAACCAGAUCUGCCAGCAGAAAGCAUUGAGCAUCUUGCUGGCACUGCAGACGACCAGAGUUAUAUCUUCAGGCUGAAGCAAGAGGUACUCGAGGCGAAGGUCAGCAUGGAGCGUGCACAAGAUGCGAGAGCGAAGGCUCAAAGCCAGUCACAAGCUUCGCCUAGCCUACAACACCAAGUCAUUGCAUUGGGGCAGGCAAGAGACGAAAUUGUCCACUGGGUACAGGGUGAGCUGGCCAAGCUUGAAGAGGAAUCCAUCUUUUUGGAAGAUGCUUCGCCAAUCAAACGUUCAACGAAGGAGGCCGAAGCACCCUUAGAUCUGGCGUCAGCUGAAACCCGCAUUCGAGAAGCAUACAACAAGUAUACAUCUUCUCGGGCUAGUCUCCUCGAAGCAUACGAGAGCCUACACCAAACACCGCCGACUCAGGGAUCCGGUCAUGAUCAGAGCAGUGAUACUAAAGCCGGUGCUGAAAAGGAACCAGACGCAUCAAAACCCAUCAUGCCUUUUGCAAAGCUCAUGCCCUAUCUACCGCACCUUACGCAGACUGCGAACAGCGAUCGAGCACUAUUGCAGCAAUCUGUCUAUAUCCAGAAUCAGAUUACAUCUGCAGAUCAAGAGAUAGAAGAAGCCUUGCUUCGCCUUUCUGGUGAGAGCCAUAUGCUACCAGCCGGCUCCAAGGACAUCAGUGCGUGGGGCCAAAAAGCUCAGGAAGCCGAGACGAGAACGGAGGAAGUGGUCAAAGAGCAUCUACAGGCAAGUCGACAGGAGAUCAGCAGUGUGACUGCUAUUGUGGAUCUUUGUUCUUUACAGAGCAAGGUACUGGAGGUAACAUGA